UACUUAAUUUUAAUUUAGUAAUUUAAAUAAAAUGUUUAAUUGAUUUAUUUAGAAUAAAAAAGAAUAAUUGGAUCGGACCGAAUGGACCGACCGAAUGGGACCGGACCGAAUGGAUCGACUAGAUGUUUGGUCCGGUUCAGUCCGAAAAAAUGAUAGACCGAAAAAAUGAUGGACCGAAUCGGACCGGACCGAAACCGACCGGACCGGACCGUUUUCACCCCUGCUCACCGACCUAUCAUUAUUCAAAGAUAUUAGCAAACAUUUUUUUUUCUCUCUACGCAUUAAAUUAUUCAUUCAUCAAGUUUUUUUUUUCAAAAAAACCAUAAUAUUUUUGUAAAAAAAUCUGUUUACCUGGUAAAAAAUCUGUUUAAUCCAACUAGGUAAACGUACUCCUAACCUGAUAUAUGUAUAUAUAUAUACACAUAUUGAUCAGUUCUUGGAACUUUGAAUAAAGCUUUAAUUUUGAAGUUGUUCUUUUGUAUUCCAGAGAAGAUACUUUUGGAACGUGCAUGAAUAAAUGUAUACAUAGUUUAUAAAUGUUUCUUUUGAAAAUAUUUUAAAAUUAGGAAGUUAAUUUUUUUUUUGAGCCAUUAGGAAGUUAAUCUGAUAAUUUAUAAGGAUAUAUACAAUUAAAACCAACACGAAAUUAAAGUUUUCUUCUAUAUAAGACUUUGUUGAGGGGGACCGGUCUCGUUAGAAUUUAAAAAGCAAUAUACAUAAAGCGUGUCGGUAGAAUUUGUGGGGACCGGUCUCGGAGGCCCUAGCAUUGCUUAGGAGGAUUUAUUAUCUACUAAUUCUGCCUAGUACUUAAGUGCAAAAACCGCUUUUGAAUUUGGGUGUAUUUUUUUAAGUAUUCCCUUAAAUAAUUUAAAAAAAAAUUAAAAAUUUAUAAAAAAAUAUUUUCUCAAUUAUUAAAUAAAAAAUAAUAAUAAAUUGAUAGAAAAUGUCGGCCAUCCUCGGUAAGAGUACUAGCAUUUUCCAAAUCCUCCUACCUACCUGAAAAUAAUUUUAUUGAUUUAUAUUUUUAAUGCUCCUUAUUUUCUACCUUAGGCCCUUUCCAAUUAAUUGUUCAUCAGGCCAACUUGAAUUCUCUCUAUGUUAGCUUUUAUAAGAGGCAGCCGCAAAGAAAGAUUGGUUAUUUCUGAAGCACAGAUCAGACCCAAAAAAGGCCAGCGAUGGCUUUGCAUGCGGUAAGCUUUCGGAACAAGUACUAGUAGUGCUGCUACAUCUAAGUAUUGGGGUCCAGCUAGUUUUAGCAGCACCUCAACCCGACGAUCCGAGCUGCAUCCGCACAUGCGGAUCCGUUAAUAUCUCCUACCAUUUGAAAACAUGCUAGCUAGCUAGCUGCUGCUGCCUAAAAUAUAUAUAGGCCACAGCAGAAAAGGAAACAAGCCCAUACUAGUGUGCGUGUAAUCCGUAUUGUGUUGAGUGCCUGCCGAAAGCCCGCACGCAUGUUGAACGAAAAAGGUUCGGCUUUUUUAUUUUGUUUUGUUUUUGAAAACCGACCCCAAGCCCAGAAAAGAGAGGAAGCUGCUGUUCUUUCAACUGGGCAUACGUGCCUCAGGGCACGUAACAUCUUACUAGCCAACUUGAAGUCUCUCUUUGUUAGCUUGUUUUAUAAGAGGGAGUUGCAAAGAAAGACAAGUUUUUUCGGAAGCACAGAUCAGACAAGAAAAAGGUCAGCCAUGGCUUUGCAUGGAAAGCUUUUGGAACAACUAGUAGUGCUGCUACAUCUGAUUAUUGGAGUCCAGCUAGUUUUAUCAUCAGCACCUCAACCCAAUGAUCCGAGCUGCAUCCGCAAAUGCGGAUCUGUUGAUAUCCCCUACCCAUUUGGUACAAGGAAGGGCUGCUACCUUGAUCAAUCUUUUCUCAUCAUAUGUAACGACUCUUUCCAGCCCGCAAAACCAUUUCUGGGCGUUGAUCAUAAUAUAGAUGUCCUCAACAUCUCUCUUGAUGGUGAACUUCGAGUCUCAAACUUGGUAUUCCGUCGUUGCCAAUGGUGGCCAGAGUUUGAUAAUCAACCUAGUCUCCGCCGCAUCUCUGCCUUGCUCAACUUGUCGAACUUUAGCAUCUCAAUUGAGAAGAACAGUAUCUUUGCCGUCGGUUGUAACUUUUACGCCUACAUAAGUGGCUCGCAUGAACAAGAUUACAAGUUCAUGUCUGGGUGCAUAUCAUUCUGUGGCAACAGUUCCGGUUUGGUUAACGGCUCUUGCUCUGGCCUUGGCUGUUGCCAUUCUGCAAUCCCAGGAAACACAACGAAUUAUAAUUUGACCGUUCAGAGCAUUUACACUAAUGGAUCCAGCAGAACCUCGGGGCAAUCAUGUGGUUUAGGUUUUAUUGGGGAAACACAGGCAUACAACUUUUCCACCUUAGAUUUUACAAAUUUAACGAAAAGGGAGACUGUACCCCUGGUGCUUGAUUGGGCACUUGGAAAUAAGAAAUGCAAAGAUGCUGAGAAAAAUAUGACAAGCUAUUUAUGCAAAGCAGCAAAUAGUAGUUGUUCGGAACCCCAUGGUCGUGGGUAUAUUUGCAAGUGCCCUGACGGUUAUAAAGGGAACCCAUACCUUUCUGAUGAACACAAGGAUAGUUGCCAAGAUAUUGAUGAGUGCAAAGAUCGGAAUCCCUGCAAUGCUACUGCAACAUGUACCAACACUAACGGGAGCUACACAUGUAUAUGUCGCAAUGGAUAUGAAGGCGAUGGGAAGAUGCCGCCUGGAACAGGUUGUAGUCGAAAAGGCCAAUCCAAGAUCAUGAUUAUUGCCCUGGGUAUUAGCAUAAGCCUCUUGAUCCUGCUUGUGGGAACUUUAUUGGUAUAUUGGGUAAUGCAAAGAAGAAAGCUCACAAAACUGAAAGAGAACUUCUUCCAACAAAAUGGUGGCUUAAUCUUACAACGACAACUCUUGAAUCACAAAGAAUUAGUUGAGCCAGCCAAAAUCUUUAGUGCAAAAGAGCUUGAAAAGGCAACUAACAACUAUGAUAAAAGUAGAGUCCUUGGUCAAGGGGGCUUCGGAACUGUUUAUAAAGGAGUUUUAUCAGAUGACAAAGUGGUGGCCAUUAAGAAGUCCAAUGUUGUUGAUCAGAGCCAGAUUGAGCAAUUUAUAAAUGAGGUAGUUGUGCUUUCUAAAAUUAACCAUAAGAAUGUGGUUAAGUUAUUAGGUUGUUGUCUUGAGACUGAAGUACCCUUACUAGUAUACGAGUUCAUCACGAACGGAACACUUUUUGACCAUAUUCAUGAUAAAAACCUAUCAUCCUCGCUCUCAUGGGAAAAACGUUUGAAGGUGGCAUCGGAAACCGCAGGAGCCUUAGCAUACAUACAUUUCGAGACUUCUAUGUCUAUUAUACAUAGAGAUGUGAAAACUACAAAUAUACUUUUGGAUGAUAACCACACAGCAAAAGUGUCUGACUUUGGAGCUUCAAGACUGGUUCCUCUUGACCACACACGAUUAACAACCGUGGUGCAGGGAACUUUGGGAUACUUGGACCCAGAAUACUUCCAUACUAGCCAACUAACUGAAAAAAGUGACGUCUAUAGUUUUGGUGUUGUUAUUGCAGAGCUACUAACAGGUGAAAAGGCACUUUCCAUGGAUAGGCCCGAAACUGAAAGAAAUCUAGCAAUGCAUUUUGUUAUUGCAAUGAAAGAGGAUCGCCUACUUCAAAUUAUUGAUGAUCGCAUUCUUACAGAAGGUAAUAUUGAAGAAAUAAAGGAAGUUGCAAAUAUAGCCAAAAAGUGCUUAAAGGUAAGAGGGGAGGAUAGACCUAGCAUGCAACAAGUAACAAAGGAGCUGGAGGGAUUAAGACUUCUGGAAAAACACUCGUUGAAAAGGGUUGAUCCCAACACACAACAAAUCACUAAGCCUUUGCCCAAUGCACCUACACAUUCUUCAGGAAUUGAUGUUGACAUUGGCAGCUCUUCUAUGAGUACCAUUGUUGCAGAUGACAGUAUGAAAAAUCAAAUACUAAAACCAACAGAUAAUGAUGCAAGAUAAUUUGUUCAUCCACAUUGAAGGCUAGCUAGCAUAGCCUAUCUGUUGUAGACAUUCAUCAUCACCACCCAUUGCUAGCCAUCCACGUACACCCAUUUUCUCCAAUUUUUUACUUGCCCCUUACCACCUACAAGUGCUUUCUUACUCUCUCUUUCUGCCUCUCAACCACCUUCUUCCUCCAAUUCGAUCUCUUCCCACCCCUUAGAUCUCUCUCUCUCUCUCUCUCUCUCUCUCUCUCUCUCUCUCUCUCUCUCUCUCUCUCUCUCUCUCUCUCUCUCUCAUAUAUAUAGAUAUAU
Carya illinoinensis is the source of this 4279-nucleotide messenger RNA. RefSeq names its product wall-associated receptor kinase 2-like. The coding region runs from base 1452 to 3986 and encodes 844 amino acids. Gene Ontology annotation, biological process: protein phosphorylation; cell surface receptor signaling pathway. Gene Ontology annotation, molecular function: ATP binding; calcium ion binding; polysaccharide binding. The transcript has 5 exons. The record is from RefSeq and is a predicted model, not a curated record. NCBI's taxonomy places the organism in Eukaryota, Viridiplantae, Streptophyta, Magnoliopsida, Fagales, Juglandaceae. Gene Ontology annotation, cellular component: plasma membrane.